AUUAAUUUUAACUAUUAUUUUUUGAUCGGCGGAUUGUUUCUUAGUUAUCUUGUCUAUCGAAUAUUUAGGUCGAUUUCUGGUGAUAACCCUUUUAUACAAACAAAGUAUCGAGUGCGAAGGCAUACAUGGAGAAGUAUAGAAUGUAAUAAAUCUAUUCCCUACAACAUUUACUGUACAGUUUGUGGUAAGCUUAUGCUGCCUCUAGUAGGUCUUUUUUGCGAAUGUUGUGCGGUGAGUGCAUGUAAAAAGUGUCAUCGCGUACUAGACAAAAAGGUUCGAUGCAAACAAAUCACAUGGCCUUCUGAUAAACCCUUUUUUCAUCUUUGGGUUAAUGUGGGUUCUAUUUCCAGAAGUAAUGCUGAUCAUAAUGAGGAAACUGAGAAUAUAAAAAAAUACUUUUGCUCAUGGUGUCAAAGAACAAAACUAAGCCAUGAAACUUUGUGUGAAACAGAGGAAUGUGAUUUUUUUAAAUAUCGAGAUAUAAUAAUACCUCCAACUAAUGUUCAUAUUGAAAAAGGAGAAAUUAUUAGUGUCAAACCACUCAGUGAUGAUAAUUGGGAACCAUUAAUUAUUUUUGCCAACCGAAAGUCUGGUAGCAAUAGAAGUGAUGAAGUUCUAUCCAUAUUUCGAGGACUUCUUAAUCCUCUACAGAUAAUUGAUGUAAGUGUAAUGGCACCUGAGCAUGUAGUUAAAUGGCUACCAGAGCAUUGUAAAGUGCUUGUCGCAGGUGGAGAUGGUACCGUUGCAUGGAUUCUUAAUACUCUUCAUUCCUUCUCACAUAUUAAGGCUUCAGUUGCUAUUCUACCGAUGGGUACUGGGAAUGACUUAGCGCGGGCCCUGGGAUGGGGUGCUGGGUGUUCAGAUUUAAAUGCACAUUCCAUUAUACAUUCCGUAAAAGAAGCAACGCCGCAAAUACUAGACAGAUGGAAGGUUACGAUAAAGCCCCGGCGACGGCUGGCGCGGCGCGGCUCGCGUGUUCUGUUCGCGUACAACUACGCAAGCGUGGGCGUGGACGCGCAGGUCGCGCUCGACUUCCACCGCGCGCGCUCGCAGUUCCUCUACCGGUACGCGAGCCGCUACCUCAACUACUUGGCGUACGCGCUGCUGGGCGUGGGCCGCGCCCUGGACGAUGGUGGUUGCGGUGGGCUGGAGAAGCGUCUGCGCGUGGGGCUGGGCGUGGGUGGCGAGACACUCCCUCUCCCCCCCUUACAGGCCCUCGUAGUACUUAAUAUACCUUCCUGGGGCGCCGGGGUGGACCUCUGGAGUUUGGGCAGUGAGGAAGACGUUGGCGAUCAACACAUGGACGAUGGAAAAGUUGAGGUAGUUGGUGUAUCGUCGUCAUUCCAUAUAGCGCGACUUCAGUGCGGUCUAGCUGAGCCGUAUCGAUUCGCGCAGACUACCCAUGUUCGAAUCGAUUUAGACGGUAGUUGUGCGAUGCAAGUAGACGGGGAGCCGUGGAUGCAAGGGUCCGCCACUAUACUCGUAGAGCCGGCUGGAAAAUGCACCAUGCUUCGACCCGCCUCCUAAAAUGUCUAUGUUCCUUGAAUAUUAUCUAUUGUUUUUACGCCUUAUUUGGCGGUGUAGUUAAUGGUCCUAAGCGUCCCUUAAACUACGAAUUGCUAUUGAUUAAAUGUACCAGACGUACUGUAAGUCAUUGUCAAAACUAUUGACUAUCGUUGAAAGGUGCAAUUGAUGGUGCAAAUUUCAUGCUGAUUUAUUGACAUAUUAAUAAUACUUCGACCGAUUAAAGCCCGUUUUCUAUAUUCUAUUAAAGAAUGAUUUUUAUUAAUUAUUUAUCAAUAAUAAAACGCAGUUGACAAUUGUAAUGUUAAUUGCUCGACUCGAGAACACUUGAUACUUAUAUUCAAACAAGGGUAAUAAGGAAAUGCCUAUGAUCUUAUAUUUUUGUUGUUGUUUUGUAAAAUUGUGUCAUUAAAUAAAUUAAUAUUUUUUGUUUUUACACAACUACGGUAAGCGAUUAUUACCAUAGCUUAGACACCUGCAAGACAUCGCAAGCACGUUGCCGACCCUACCCCCAAUCCACCCAGGAGCUCUUGUCACUUAACACACUACCUACACCUACCUUAUGCGAAUAAUUAUGCCAAAAAAUCUGUGUCACGUAAAUAUAUUCACUUGUUACUUAAUAAAUAUUGGUGUAUUUACGGUGUGGUAGCUAUGUAGUGUUUUUAACGUUCUUCUCCCUGUCGUGUUAUGUAAAAUCGUCUUGUGAUGUACGUGUAUCGCAUUUUAAAAGUAUUAAAUAUAUAUUUUUUUGUUGAAUCUCAUGUAAGUGUUUAUUGGUGUAUGUCUAUGAAUAUGAAUGUAAAAUAUUGAUGUCCAAAAAUAGAUGUGCUGUGAAGUCUUAAAAUAAAUAAUACUC
Melitaea cinxia (Glanville fritillary) is the source of this 2380-nucleotide messenger RNA. It is a transcript of the gene Dgkepsilon, whose product is annotated as diacylglycerol kinase epsilon. The annotation marks the transcript as partial. The transcript has 12 exons. Gene Ontology annotation, molecular function: ATP-dependent diacylglycerol kinase activity. NCBI's taxonomy places the organism in Eukaryota, Metazoa, Arthropoda, Insecta, Lepidoptera, Nymphalidae. The record is from RefSeq and is a predicted model, not a curated record.